Messenger RNA from Rhododendron vialii, 2373 nucleotides. RefSeq lists its product as uncharacterized. Bases 1 to 2373 code for a protein of 790 amino acids. NCBI's taxonomy places the organism in Eukaryota, Viridiplantae, Streptophyta, Magnoliopsida, Ericales, Ericaceae. The record is from RefSeq and is a predicted model, not a curated record. The transcript has 5 exons. Gene Ontology annotation, molecular function: nucleic acid binding. Gene Ontology annotation, biological process: DNA integration.
AUGUCUAAUGAGGUCUACUUGCAAGUGAAAGAUGAGAUCGAACGCCUUUUCAAUGCUGGGUUUUUACGAACGGCUAGGUAUGUUACUUGGCUUUCUAAUGUCGUACCAGUCCUUACGAAGAAUGGCAAGAUCAGGGUCUGUGUGGACUUCAAAAAUCUGAAUUUGGCUUCCCCAAAGAACGAGUAUCCAAUGCUAGUUGCAGUUCUUUUGGUAGAUGGGGCCUCUGGUCAUAGGGUUUUGUCCUUUAUGGAUGGUCAUUUCGGAUAUAAUCAGAUCUUCAUUGAUGAGGCCGAUAUGGCUAAGACUGCUUUUAGAUGUCCCGGAGCUUUGGGAACCUUCAAGUGGGUCGUGAUGCCCUUCAGCCUAAAGAAUGCUGGUGCUUCAUUUCAACGAGCAAUGAAUGCUAUUUUUCAUGACUUUAUUGGCCGUUUCAUGGAGAUCUACAUCGAUGAAAUAGUGGUCAAAUCUCAGUCCUAUGAAGAACACUUGGAACACUUGAGGAGGUCGUUCUUGAGAAUGCAACAAUUCGACUUGAAGGUGAACCCCUUAAAAUGUGCCUUCAAAGUCUCCGCAGGCAAGUUCCUAGGGUUUUUGGUUCACAAUAGAGGGAUUGAGAUUGAUAAGAAUAAGGCCAAGGCAAUCAUAAAAGCAAAGUCUCCAACUACCAAGAAGGAAUUGCAGAAGCUCUUGGGAUCAUUCAACUUUUUGAGAAGGUUCAUCUCAAAUCUUGCAGGAAAGGAGGCAAGCCAUCAGAAGGCCUUUGACGAGAUCAAAGGCUACUUAGCAAGGGCUCUAGUCCUUAUGCCUCCCAUCAAGAACAAGCCUUUAAAGCUCAACAUUUCAGCUACAGAAAGUUCUAUUGGAUGCCUUUUAGCACAAGACAACGAGCAAGGGAAAGAGCAAGCUGUGUAUUAUUUAAGUAGGCUGUUAACUCCUUGUGAAAGGAGAUAUACUCCUAUUGAAAAGUUGUGCCUUGCUUUGUACUUUGCAGCAAUAAAAUUGAGACACUACAUGCUUCCCGUUGUGGUUUACAUAAUGAGUCUUACAGACCUUAUUAAGUACCUGCUUUCUCGGCCAAUCAUGCGAGGCCGAACAGGCAAAUGGUCUCUGGCUUUAAUGGAGUUCAGUUUUCAAUAUGUCCCUCAAAAGGCUGUAAAGGGCCAGGCCUUAGCAGAUUUUCUUGCUGAUCAUCCUUGCGUGGAUAUCGGCAAAGAAUCUGAUAUAGGGUUGAGCACAUUUGAAAUCUCACUCACUCAUUGGACUCUUCUCUUUGAUGGAUCAAAAACUCAAAUGAAAAGACUACUCCCUUCUGUAAGGAGAAGAGGUUUAGGCCUAGAGGUAUUUGUCUCAGACCUUCCAGUUGAAGAAGAAAAGGAAGGUAAGGAGGAUUGGCGGGAUCCUAUCAUUGCUUACCUAAAACGGCCACAUUUGGGAGCUAGUAGGAAGGUUAGGAGAAGAGCAUUGAGUUAUGUUCUUCUUGGGGAUGAGUUAUACAAGAAAGGUCUCGAAGAUGAUUUGUUAUUAAGAUGCUUAUGCCAUACCGAGGCCAUGAAGUUAAUGGCAGAAGUCCACAAAGGGAUUUGUGGAGCACAUCAGUCCGGUAUAAAGAUGAGGCUGGGCUUUGGAUAUAAUUGGGAUGAUUUACCCCCCUUCAUCGUAACAGCACCGGUUCAUUUUGGUAGCCACGGGUGGGCAGAUGCCUUUCCAUUGAAAUCUGUGGAUCAACAGGAUGUGAUCAAAGUUAUGAAGGAAAAGAUUAUUCAUAGGUUUGGAAUACCGGAGCAUUUUGUGGCGGACAGAGGCUUAGUGUUCUUUGGAGCACAAGUUCGGGCCUUUGCAAGCCAAUUCAAUAUACAACUCUCUCAUUCAACACCUUAUUAUGCACAAGGGAAUAGUCAGGCUGAAUCAACCAAUAAGACCUUGAUUGGGAUUGUUGAGAAAAUGAUAGAAGAAAAUCCAAGGGUUUGGCAUAAGCUCCUCUCUGAUGCAUUAUGGGCUUACAGAACUUCAAAGAAAGAGGCUACAAAUGUUACUCCGUACAUGCUGGUAUAUGGCCAUGACCCCGUACUUCCUAUGGAUGUGACGGUUAGAUCGGCCAGAAUUGUUUCCCAGAAUGACUUAAGUCCCGCUGAUUAUAGCCAAGCUAUGUUGAUGGAGAUGGAAGACCUUGAUGAGAUGAGGUAUGGAAAGUGGUCCCCAACGUGGGAAAGGCCCUAUCAAAUUUGCAAGGUGUUCGAAGGUGAUGUUUAUCUUUUAAUGGGUUUAGAUGGUGGAAUGCAUAAACAUACUAUCAAUGGAAAGUUUUUAAAACAUCAUUAUCCUACGAUGUGGGAAAUGAGAGAUUUUAAUGAAAAGCUACCAUCAAAGCCAUAG